Molecule: messenger RNA, 2004 nt
Organism: Hypomesus transpacificus
Lineage: Eukaryota; Metazoa; Chordata; Actinopteri; Osmeriformes; Osmeridae
Gene: cldn12
Product: claudin 12
Exons: 3
Coding region: 168-1196 (342 amino acids)
Cellular component (GO): plasma membrane
Source: RefSeq, a predicted model, not a curated record
CGGGAACGCGCCUGAAACAACAGACCAUCAUCUUUCCCAGCGCUGAGCUAAUCAACCGCAACAGGCAGGAGAUGGCACCAAUUUCGCUAUUCUGAACACAAUAGAAUCGCUUUAACCAAAGGAAGACCUGGGUUGACCACGUGACAUAACUUCCUGUCCCGACAGUCAUGACCUGCAGGGACAUCCAUGCCACCAAUGCCUUCUCCUUCAUUGUUGCCAUUGUUUCGGUGGGAGGCAUUGCCGUGGCAACCGUGAUACCGCAGUGGCGUGUAACGAGACUGGUCACGUUUAACAAAAACGCCAAGAACAUCAGUGUGUACGACGGCCUGUGGGCCAAGUGUGUCAAACAAGACGGCUACUCCGGAUGUUACUUCUAUGAUUCAGAGUGGUAUUCCAAAGUGGACCAGCUGGACCUGAGGCUGCUGCAGUUCUGCCUGCCUGCAGGGCUGCUGUUGGGCUCGGUGGCCCUGCUGCUGUGCCUGGGUGGGAUGUGUAAGACCUGCUGCUGCUCAGACAAGCCUGAGGCAGACAUCAAGACCAGCCGCUGCCUGGUGAACAGCGCCGGCUGCCACCUGGUGGCUGGAAUGUUCCUGUUCCUGGGCGGAGCCAUCGCUCUGGCGCCCUCAGUGUGGUUCCUGUUCCGCACCAAGGAGAUGAACCUAAAGUACGACACCAUAUUCUCAGACGGCUUUGCCGUCUACGUUUCCAUCGGCUGCUCAGGCGGACUCAUGCUCGCCGCCCUGCUGAUGUUCAUGUGGUACUGCAUGUGUAAAAAGCUGCCUUCCCCCUUCUGGCUGCCUUUACCCACCAUGCCCACCUCUCUGUCUGCCCAGCCCCUCACUGCCAACGGGUACCCCCCCUCCCCGGUCUACGGCCCCCAGGCGCCCUUCCCUCCCCAGGGCUAUGCCCCCACCGUCAUCGACGCCCAGCCCUACGGCCCCUUGCAGGCCUACCCCCAGAGCAUGGCCCCCCCCGCCCAGCCCCAGGUCUACCUGUCUCAGAUCUCUGCCCCUGAUGGCUAUGGGUCUGAGGUGGGGGGGAACCAGGCCUACAGCUAUGCUCCGUCCCAGACGUACGCCCCCUCACAGGGCUACGCCCCCUCACAGGGCUACGCCUCCAGCUACGCAGGUCACCGCUUCUCCACCCGCUCACGCAUGUCCGGCAUCGAGAUAGACAUCCCCCUGCUCACUCAGUGAGAAGUUUCUAGACAUAUAUAUAUAUAUAGAUAUUAUAUACAGUCCCUGUCCUUAUCCUCUGUCUCUCUCAGUGUUAAUGCAGCUGCUAGGAGCUGAUGGGAAUACUAAGAUCACCCUGCAGGUGUUCAGCUUCAGAGCUGUAUUUCAGCCGCCCCAGUCCGGUCAGCUCUGCAGACUCUGCUGGAGCUUUCUAUCUGGUCACUUCCGCAGUCUGGAAGUGAAGUGCCAAAUGUUUGAAGCACUACUGUAGAAGUGUCAACACUAGACAGGCUUUUGUGUGAGUGAUGUCAAAAGCCUUCACAACACUAAAAUGGUGUAAAAAUGCCACUGUAACAGUUUUAUUUUCCUUUGUUUCUGUUUAGACAAAUCACACUUAUAACACUAGAACAUAUAAAGCCUUCAUCCUGCUGGAUGACACUAGAUCACCCUUUAACCUCAACUCACAUUUACUGAUUAGUACUCAUUGAAUGUACUUGAUUGGUGACCCAGAAGGGACACUGUCUAACUGCCUAACCUGUGCUUGUGUUCCAUGCCUUUGUGUUCUAUGAAGUUUUGUUAAUUGUACUUUUUUAAAUUCCAAACAGCCAUUGAACAUAUUGUAAUUGAUCCUUUGUUUACUGCACUCAAUUAUUUAAUGAGAAUGAAAACUACAAACUGUUUACAUUUAGAGAGAUGUAGUCUAGUCCGUCUGGCUCUGUUUAGUGUUUUUGAACAUUCAGACCCUGAACAGCUCUGGAUCACUCAUCACGUCUGGGUGUCUCCUGUUUCUUUUUUUUUACAAAAUAAUAAAACUUGGAUUAAAACUCUU